Tachyglossus aculeatus (Australian echidna) is the source of this 2674-nucleotide messenger RNA. It is a transcript of the gene TMEM26, whose product is annotated as transmembrane protein 26. The record is from RefSeq and is a predicted model, not a curated record. NCBI's taxonomy places the organism in Eukaryota, Metazoa, Chordata, Mammalia, Monotremata, Tachyglossidae. The coding region runs from base 1 to 1104 and encodes 367 amino acids. The transcript has 6 exons.
AUGGGGGCGCUGGUGCUGGUGAACGCGCUGGCCACGCGGCUGCUGUUCGUGCUGCACUCUCUGCUGGGCGUGUGGCGAGUGAGCCGGGCGAGGCUGCGGCCCCGCUGCUGGCUGCUGGCGCUGCUCAACCUGCCCCUCGCCCUGGAGACCGCCCUCACCCUCACCAUCAACCGCGGCCGAGGCUACAAAUGGUUUUCACCAGCUAUAUUUUUAUAUCUGAUUAGCAUUGUCCCAUCGUUAUGGCUCCUUGAACUACAUCAUGAGACACAGGAUUGUACCAGUCUGUCUGACUUUUCCAGAAUAUUCUCCCAGAAUGUCAGUGUCGAAGAAGACUUAAAUCAAACCCAAGUGGGAGAUAAACACCAAAGGGCAGAUCAACUCAUUGAAACGGCUAAGGUGUUUGUUAGCAAUUUAUCGGCCGUUUGCGAGACAGUUUGGACCCUAGGUCUCCACCAGACCUUUCUGCUGCUGCUAAUCAUCGGAAGAUGGCUGCUGCCAAUUGGGGGAGGAAUCACCCGAGACCAACUGUCCCAGCUUCUCCUCAUGUUUGUGGGAACUGCCGCAGAUAUACUCGAAUUCACCAGUGAGACCCUGGAAGAAGAAACCGUGAGGAAUAACCCAAGGCUGGUUUAUGCCAUACUUACCAUCUGGACCUGGAGCAUGCUGCAAUUUCCUCUCGAUCUGGCAGUCCAGCAUAUCAGCUGCCCAUCAUUCAUGACACCCAAUACAGUGCCCAGCCUGCUCCUCUGCCGAUACAGUGCAGACCUGUGGAACAUUGGAAUCAGCCUGUUCAUACAAGAUGGCCCCUUCUUGAUCGUCCGCCUGGUACUGAUGAGCUAUUUUAAAGUGAUCAACCAGAUGUUGGUGUUCUUCGCCGCCAAGAAUUUCCUAGUUGUGGCACUGCAGCUCUACCGGCUGAUGGUGCUUGUGCUAGGGGUGUAUAAUUCCUUGCGGCACCAGUCAGCAUGUCCGGAAGGAAGGGAUCACAACCGUCCAGGGCAACCCACUGAUAGUGGGCUCCCACCCAGUCCCCUGCUUGGCAACUCAAAGACAGACACUACGAUUCCUCUCGAGUACUCUCCUAUCAUCUCUGGAUGCCCUUGAGCUCACAAGUUAUUUGUUCCCUACAGUAAGCUGUGUCCUCCUGUUUUAGACUCCCCCCAGGAGGGAACUCUAUGCAACCUGGCUGCUCUUGGGGUUUUGACUCACUCCCUCCCACUUCAGCUCAGACUCAAUUUGAAGAAAGAAAUUCAAGAAAAGUGCUUGAUCCAAAGACAGAGUGAAAGAAACGUUUUUUCUUGCUGAAAGGAAGGAGAUUUGAUUAGUUACCACUCUUCUCUAUUACAUAUAGAUAUAAUGGAACCAGGAAGCAGUAACUCAAUUGUAUGUUAUGGUUACGGCUUUGGUGCUUGUGUGAAAUAUGCAUUUAGAAGGUUUGGAAUAGAAAAUCCAGUGUUAGAGCAGUUACUUGCAGACUUGAACCUUGUCUCCAUUGAUCAACUGUUAGCCUAUAUAUGUGUCUAUAUGUCACUGUGACGUCAAAAAAUUGUACAUUCAGUGAAUGCAGAACAAUUGAUAAAAAGUGCCUUCAAUGUUACCUCACCGUGGACUGGAUGCAGUUAAAAUGUCUGCCCAUCCUCCACUUAUGGAAAGCUUGGAAAAUGGCCACCCUAGGCUUUCCUAGACCAAAGUUAUCAUUUUUCUGGGACCAGACUGUCUUUUUGAUUAGAGUCUUGAGUAGAUAUUUUUAGCAGGCUACAAUUCAUGAUAUUUAAGAACCUUUCUUUGUUUCUGACAGUCACUUCUUUUUGAGAGUCCAUUCUGACAGUAGACGUGCUGUUAAUCAAUUAUAUUUAUUAAGUGCUUACUGAGUGCAGGGCACUGUACUAAGCUCGAGAGAGUACAACAGUAUAGCAAAUUCCCUGCCCAUAAUGAGCUUACAGUCUAGAGGGUGUUAAGAACACUUACAAAGUGAAGAAUGUUCAUUCAAAAGUGGAUGCCAGCUUCACCUAAACUCCGAGGUUAGCAGGUAUGGAAUAUUUGUCCUAAUCCCUCUUUACUGCUCCUUCAUGGGCGAGCAUUAGGGAACCCUGAAAUAGUGAAUAAUUGACUUCAGGCCAAUCUACCCUGCCAUUUCUCUCUCUUGUGGUAAAUAGUGAAGUAUAUGGGUUUGCCACACUCAGUUUUCCUAUAAUUCGGGAAUUACACUAAGGAAAAUGCACUGCCAGGCAUAUAACCAUUUCUUUCAACAUGGCAUUGUGUUCUAUCCAAAUAAACACAUGUUGGAACAAUGUUCUCUAAUAACAUUCUCUCCCAAAGUAUGUAGUGAAAACACAUGUACUUUCUGCCCAGCCUUAAAUGAUCUAUAUGUUCAUUUACAGCUGGCAUACGUGUCUGAUGGUCCCUGCAGCUUGUCACUGCCACUUCUGCUGCAAACUGUCUUCGAUUCUGGAAAAACCAGUCAUGGCAGAGAAGAGACUUUUGCGCUUAGUGAUGUUUCCACAAAAAACAAGCUUCCCUUCACCAGUGUGGAAGCAAUCAAUGUUUCCUUUGAAAACCUGUAUCAUUUUAAACUAGGAAAACUUGGAUGACAGACCCAUUUUCGAUUGUUGGCUUACAUUUUAAAUGUCUCCCCUUCAUGUGGAUUUUUUUUUAAAUCGAAGUGAUUUUUUUC